Messenger RNA from Ochlerotatus camptorhynchus, 632 nucleotides. RefSeq lists its product as uncharacterized. The coding region runs from base 50 to 553 and encodes 167 amino acids. NCBI's taxonomy places the organism in Eukaryota, Metazoa, Arthropoda, Insecta, Diptera, Culicidae. The record is from RefSeq and is a predicted model, not a curated record. The transcript has 2 exons.
UGAUGCAGAUUGGAACCGGACUCUGGGACAAAUCACAACAAAAUACGAAAUGGAAACUAAACCCUGCUCCAUGUGCCUACGGCCGAAAGCCCCGCUAAGCAAUUGUGGAAAAAACGACCGAGAAGUGGAAGAACUUCUGGGGCACUUCGAGGUGCCAGCAGAUUCAUUCCGAGGUAGCCAAUUCUGUCCGGAUUGCCUCAAGCUGCUCGCUCUCACCCACCAGAUCAGCGUGAAAGUUCGCAAGCGCAAACAGCCACAGGAAGAGCAAGGUAAGCCACCGGUGGUGGUUCCCGGAAGACGACCCUCGAACGAGGCAAAGCAGCAGUCGCUAGCGAAGAGGAUGUGCUUGGCACAGGCUGCUCGUGGCGGUCUCAAGGGACAGAAGUGUGAUACUAGUGAUGCCAGUGCUACCGGGAGUGACGACAAACAUGAAAGUGAAAGCGAGUCGGCGGCGGGGAACGAUGUGCCCGUCAGCCAUUCCGACGAUGAGGAGUACCGUAAUGAGGGCGGCAAAUGCUCCAGCAGCUUCCGUUCGAGAACUCGAACGUUGUGAGAUGGAGGUUACACUUUUAUACGGUUAAGCAAAACCUAAUUUGACAUACAUCAUUGGAAUAAAUAUGUAGAAGCAUAAU